ACGUAAGGUACAGAUAAGGUAGCUCAUCGGCACCAAGAUAUGAUUGGAAGCAGCCUGGCCGGUAUGGGGAGGGGGGCGGGCGCACGUCUUUGGGGCUCUUCCUGAAUGACUUAAUCUUGAAGGUCAGACUAUUCCGAAAACGGUCGCCUUAGCGAGAUUGUUGGAUUCUGUUCUUGGCACGGGCGCACACAAUAACGAUCCCAGGCAAUUCAAGUAUACCAGCCUCGCGUCGAGUUCGAUCUGUUCCCAUUCAAUCAGCUUGAAAAAGACAUUUCACAAUGGCCGCCGAAAGAACAAACGUUUCCAGCGACCUUGUCUGGCAGAUCACUCGCAGCCAGAAUGCUUUUCUGGUCAAGCGGAGGACCGGUGGUGGCUCCCAGUUCUCCCGCGAUCCCCUGAACCUGCAAAACAAGCAGUCUUUCAAGUAUGCUGGCUAUGCCAACACCAAGGCGGUCGGUGUGCAGGCUACUGAGAACGGCGGUGUUGUUGUCAUCACCAAGAAGCCUGGCAACCCUCAGCAGCCCGCGAAGAACCUGGUCAGCGUCAGCUGGGGCCCUAACGCUGCCACCCGCAAGAUCUACAAGGCUGUAGCAAGCAAGACUGCCAAGAACGGCUACCGCGCCGACCUCCGUGAAGAUGCCGUUGCUCGUGUGAGCGCCAUCCGUCGCUCCCAGAAGCCCAAGAAGGACGCUGCCCCCAAGAAGCUCAGAGGCGCUCAGGCCAGAAAGGCUGCGGAGCAGAAGACGGAGUAAAUACAAAUCUCAGCAACAAAAACGCCGAAGACAAGAGGUCAAGGAACGGGCGCGUCGACUGAAAUAGAGCCGUGCUGGUCAAGGGCGAAAGCGUCCCUGUAAUUUAGCAAUAUCGUUAUUGGGUAUUGUCCUUCCGAGGCCAUCAGCAAUCUCAGCACCAUAAAAAAGAAAGCGAGAAUCAAAUGCCGUGCAGAAUGGUUGAGUCCAGAUUACGUUUGCCGGGCCAUAGGACAAAAACUCCGUAAUUUAGAUCGCGUAGUUCUCUACUGAUAGAUGUCCUACGGCAUGGUCAUUACUUGCAGUUGGCACAUGUUCCGGAUUUUCAACGAUUGCAGCCGCUUGUCGGGCCGAAACAUAUUCUAGAACCUGUUGG
Molecule: messenger RNA, 1125 nt
Organism: Aspergillus novofumigatus IBT 16806
Lineage: Eukaryota; Fungi; Ascomycota; Eurotiomycetes; Eurotiales; Aspergillaceae
Product: 60S ribosomal protein L28
Exons: 5
Coding region: 279-752 (157 amino acids)
Biological process (GO): translation
Cellular component (GO): cytosolic large ribosomal subunit; ribosome
Molecular function (GO): structural constituent of ribosome
Source: RefSeq, a predicted model, not a curated record